CCGUAUUCAAUUUUCAGAAAUAUACGAAAAACUGGUUCUGAAAAAAGAGAGAGGACAAGAAAUUAUUUUAAAAAAACGUGAAUGUGUUUUAUGGUUUGUUUGUGUUGCAUUGUUGCCCUGUGGUGGCGUCAUUCGCGCCAAUUCAAAACAGUCCGAACCGAAGGUGAGCUUCAAAGAUCGUCAAACUUGUGAUAACUUCUCUCUUUGAAUAAUCUGUUAAAUAUCUUUUUCUGUAGAAAAGUAGUUGAACGGUAGAUUUUGAUUAAAAUGGGUCCAUAGCCAAGUUAUUACUGCACUGUUUUUCCUUUUGCGCGACACUCUUUGUUUGCCUAGGCCCAUAAUAUCCGCCGGUCAGUUUUAAGAAAAGCUUUAGCUUCUGUUCAGUUUUAGUCGAAUGCUCUGUUCUGUCGCGCAACUUCCAUUGAGGUUGAUGAGCAAGAAUACAAGUUUGAUGAAUCACGAAUGAAUUGCUGUUGGUGUCUAAUUGAUACUUGUCAUUCCUGACUGAAUACUAGUAUAUUUGUAUUAAGUGACCAUGCAGGCGGACACGAGGUGUCCGUAUUCAGUAAUCAACUGGCUGCUGUGGACGCGUCUGGUAUACUUGAGUCACUACUGGUAAAAUUCUGAAGAAUAUUUAGCCAGGGGGGCAGUCUAUCGUUUUUUAGUUGAGAAUUUCCUCACAACUAUUCAAUGGCUUUCGUCAGUAGAGCUGUCAGUAUUGUGCGAAUUUACACUCAUUUUAUAAGAACAAUUUUAUAAGGACACGAGCUUCAAAACUGGUCAAAAGUUAAGAACAAGCUGAGGCUGAGCUUCUGCAAAAUGCAAUUUUGAACAACGUUUUUUCUCAAAAUCGAGGAUUUUUAAAGGGGGCUUUUUGGUGAAUAUUCAAAUUUGUCAGCAAAUUAAGGCUGUCUCACUCACUUUGUUGGCAAAUUAGGCCUGAACACCUCCUUAGAGCGAAAAAGCUAGCACUCGCACUGCUUACACCCUCUUAAUUUAAGAACAAAUUAAGAAAAAUCCAGCCUCAGAUUUUCGAAAAAAAUUUAGAACAGUCAGCCUGAACUUAAAUUUACUGGUUCUUUAAAAAAAAUGUAUUGCAUAAAGUCUUUUCUCAUUUCUUCAAGACUAGACAAAAUUGAAAAUUAUCUGUCAAAUAAGAAGCUAAAAUUUUUUCAACUGUCUGGUAAAGUAUCAUAUGACCACUCUGACACUAUGUUAAACAUGGACUAGACUGUUUAUUGCAGAUGUUGUCAAACUGUUUUUAACAGAAGUGGCAUUGCUUAUUACUAUCAGCAAUGUUUGUUAUCUUUAUGACCUGCUUGUUAUGACAACAAAAGUUGACUUGUUAGUACAGAGCAAUGAAUCAUCGUUUGCUGUAGGUAAAAUCAAGCCCCCCUGGAUGAGCAUGAUCUAUGUCAUUGCUCACGGUGAGCAGUUAGUUUGUGGUACUUGCUGAAAAGUAUAGUAAAAUUAUCUUUCUUAAGCAAGCUAUAUGUUUGCUGCCUUUUGCUCUUACUGAUGCCACACAUGUUUCAAAAUAUUGUACAAGAACUAUCACAAAUUGUCAAUAAUAAAGAUGGGUGGCAGUUGUAUUUUUAAACCUGAUAUGCAAACAUUCUGUUGAUGAGAAUAUUCCAAAGAAGAUGUUCAUAGAUGGACAGUCAGGUGGAUGAAUACGAAAAUGAUCUGGCUCAAUUUGAAAGGAAUGAUAUCUUAUUCUAUCAGGAUAACUCUUUUGUUCUUUACAUUUGUGGUUGUUGGAAACAUCAAAUUUUCUAAUGGGCAGACAAGCACACAGAGUGCAUGCUAUGAUAAGAAUGGCAUUGCAAAAACGUGCCUCACAUAUCCAAAAAAUGUUGCCCUGAACCGAAACAUACUUGCAACAAAUACUUGUGGAACUCCAAGUGAGACAUUUUGCCAAAUUGGCGGUACCCAAGACUCUAGAUGCAAAAUAUGCAAUGCUGGAAGCCAACAGAAUAGCUACCCAGCAAAAAACAUGGUUGAUUUUCACAACCCAACAAACAUAACAUGGUGGCAGUCAUCAAGUUGGUGGCAAAUGAAACUCAAAGGCCAAGCAACACUAGCUAAUCCCCCAAAAGUGAAUGUCACUAUUAAUUUCAAAAAGCUUUACCUAGUAUCAGGAGGUGUAAGGGUGACAUUUUAUUCUGUCAGACCAAAAAAGGUGGUAAUUCAAAGGUCUAAAGAUUAUGGAAACACAUGGACUAAUUACCAGUUUUUCGCUAAGAAUUGCAGAGAUUCUUAUGGUCUUGUUGCAGAUCCUGUUAUAAAUGCUACAAAUAGAUUUCAUGCCACAUGUACGCAAAGGUUUAGCAGUGAGCUGCCCUAUGUUGGUGGAAUGGUCGUGUUUGACACCAGGCUUAUUAGAUACCAAAACAAUGAGUAUUUAGACCCAAAUGUGCAAAAUUACCUUUCUGCAACUGAUAUACGACUUCUUCUUGAAUAUCCAGGGACUGAUGGUAGAGAAAAUAUUGACAGUGCCAGCACUUUAAAUCAGUAUUAUUAUGCAAUUUCAGACAUUGUUGUAGAUGCAAGAUGUCAUUGCCAUGGCCAUGCUGAGUAUUGUGACUUUAAUAAUGGUACAGAGGCCUGUGAUUGCAAGCAUUUCACAACUGGCAAAGACUGUGAACAAUGUCUGCCCUUGUAUAAUAACAGAAAAUGGAUGGCAGGAAAUGAAACAGACCCAAAUGUUUGCAAAGAAUGCCAAUGCUACAGUCAUGCCUCAUCUUGUGUUUACAACCAACAACUUGGAUAUGGUAUUUGCCAAAACUGCAAACAUAACACAACUGGAUCAAGCUGUGAACUCUGUGUUGACAAAUUCUAUCGCAAUGUCUCUAAGCCACUUUUUGAUGUCAAUGUGUGCAUUCCUUGUGACUGUUUUAUGUUUGGUGUACAAGACAAUGGUAGCUGCUUGCAAAUAGCCAGUAACAGCCAACAGCUUGGCCAGUGCAACUGCAAGCCUGGGGUUUAUGGACGCAGAUGUGACCAAUGUGUUCCUGGAAAAUGGGGCUUUGCCAUCCAGCCAAUUGGGGCUUGCUUUGACUGCUUGUGUAACUUCUAUGGAACUGUUGGCAGCAACCAAACAUGCGAUCCAUACUCAGGCCAAUGCCAUUGCAAGCCCAAUGCACAAGGAAGGGCUUGUUCAGAAUGCAAGGACUCCUUCUACUCAUUUCCAACAAACACAACAGCAGACUGCCAGCCUUGUAAUUGCGAUUUAGCUGGAGGAUUUCCUGUUUGUGACAAAUCAACUGGCCUCUGCACAUGCCGACGUGGAAUAACAGGGAGGCAAUGCUCUGCUGUUAGCAAUGGAUUUUACUUUCCAAACUUCACACAUGUCGCUUACGAAGUGGAAAUGUUAUCGCAACAGGGGCAUGAAUAUUUCUGGCUCGAAAAAGGGUACAAGUCUCUCUUUCUAGGUAUCGGUCAGAUUAAACUGAGGCCUGGGCAUUCCGUCGUUUACUCGUUUCAAGUACCUGUUACCUAUCAAUAUAUCAUGGUUAUUCGCUAUUCUCUGUAUCCAAUAUCUUGGCACAAUACUCUUUUCCUGUACGAUGCAGAAUCGUUAUCAUGGUCCGGGGCCUCUGAUAUAUCAACAUACACUUCAAAUCAAGAUAAUCCUUUGCAGUGGAAUCUAACUGUCGCUGUUUCUGGUCCAUCAAAUUCUCAGUUAUUAUCCAAUCAGUUUUCAAUAGGAUCUCUCAGCGUUGGUGAGGCUAAAACCUGGAAUGAGUCCUCAUCUACCCUGUUGAGUGCUGGGCUAAAUUACAGACUGGAUUUAAGUUAUCUAGCUGGCAGUAACUCAGGAUCACCAUGGCCCAUCGUCAUUGACUCUGUCAUUUUCAUGCCAGAUUUAAUCCAAAACUCCUAUUACAGUACCCAAUCUCCAGCAGCAAAAAGUGAGAUUCAGAACUGCUAUGAGCUGUCCAAAAGUCUUUCAGCUGCCUUCGUAUUACCAGCACAAUGCAGGAAACAUGUUUUUGGUUCUAGUGUUAUCAUGUAUAACGGAACACUGGCUUGUGACUGUUUUACCCCCGGUUCUAAUAAUCCAAGCACCUGUGAGCAGUAUGGUGGGCAAUGUGGCUGUAAGCCAGGCUACGGGGGUCGCAGAUGUGAGCAUUGCUUGCCUGGGUACUAUGGCAACCCAAGCACUGGCUGCUCUGCCUGUAGAUGUUCUUUGGCGGGCAGUCUCACGCCUGUGUGUAACCAGACGACAGGAAAUUGUUUUUGCAAGGCCAAUACACAGGGUAGCAAGUGUGAGAACUGUAAACCAAGAGCCUUUGCGCUUACUGCUUCGAAUCCAGAUGGCUGCCAAUCUUGUUAUGGUUUUGGGCACCUUGUUUCAUGCGCUGCAGCUAGGCAGUUUUUCAAUGCUGAUUUUGUCAGCAACUUUACAUUCGGUCGUAACGCUGGCUGGGUUUUGAUCAACAGUGAUGGGUCAACUGCUUCUAGCUUUGUUCAGCUUACUUCAAAUGGACUGCAGUACACCGAUGAAGGUGGCAGGGUUCGAUUUUUGAGUGCUCCAUCACAGUAUCUUGGCAACCAGCUUAAUUCGUACGGUCAAUUGUUCACUAUCGAGAUGAGCUUUGUCGCUUUGUCACCAACAAUCCACUCAAGGCAAUGGCAUGUCAGGCUAACUGGUGGUGGGAUGACAGCAGUUUUUGCACUUUAUCCCAGAAUAUCAACCGCGAAUUCUGUCUACUCAUUUCGACUACAUGAAAAGUUUAUGGCUAACAGCUCCAAAUUGUCAGAAUUCGACUUCAAAAGUUUGAUAGGUCAACUCAGUUCCAUUCAUAUUGGUGUUAACUACUUUCAAAGUGGUUCUGUUGUUACAUUUCGAAGCAUUCAAAUGGGCACUGCGAAUUCGACAAGGCGGGGCAGCAGCACAUUUGCUAGUCACGUGGAAAAUGCAACCUGUUUGAUUGGCUAUGAGGGUCUAUCUUGUGAAAGAUGUGCCAAAGGCUACACGCGUGCAGUUGCGAAUGGCGGACCUCUUAUAAACUGUAUACCUUGUAACUGCAAUGGAAGAUCGGUAUCCUGUGAUCCUCAGACUGGAGUUUGCAGCAACUGCCGAGUUGGUACCGUUGGGGAUCAUUGUGAAAAAUGCAUGCCAAAUUUGAUGCCUCCUAAUUGUGAUUCGUGUAUGCCAGGCUUUUGGAAGAUAUCGCCAAAGGGAUGUCAACCCUGUAACUGCUAUUUGCCUGGCACAAUAAAUGGUACAAGUAUCACAUGUGAUUUGGUAACUGGUCAAUGCGCAUGCAAUGUUUCUAUGAAUGUCGCUGGGAGGCAGUGUAACCAAUGCAAACAGAAUGCCUACAACAUAUCCUUGGGAGAGCUGCAGUGUAAACUGUGCCCGCCUUGCUACUCGCCAAUAGAACAGGACUAUAUCUCGAUUCGUCAUCAAACUGAUUUACUACAAACAGAAAUCGACACUUUAUUGAGCAACCCAUCAUUGUAUCCGUCCGUGCCACUGGACCAAUCUCUUGCUGUUUUAUCCGUCCUGGUACGUGCUUUGGUAACAAGAGCCAGUACUUCACUGAUCAAUGCAACAUCGCUGGAUGCAUCUUGGACGGCCAUGCAGACAGAUAUAGCCUCUUUGCAGACUGCGCUUUCGACAACUACGUCAUCUGCAGUUACAAGCCUUUUGACCACUACAACUCAGCUUUUGACCAGUUACAACCAGUCAUACGCUUCUGUCGUCUCUAUCAGCACCCAGACGGUUUCAAGCUACAAUCAAUUGAUAGGAGCCGUUGCUAAUAGUGUUGCCCAGCAACAGACAGCCAUAAGACAACUCGGUGUUCUAUCAAAUGAAUCUACAGUCUACCUCGGAACCGUCCAAUCACUUUCAAGCCAAGCCAGCAUGUUGCAGUCCACAGCUUUAACACUAGUCUCUCGGUCAAUCCAAAUAGCCUCGCUUGCAGCCAAUGAUUCACAGUCUUAUCGAAAUAUGAUUGCGUCACUCAGCACCUCGAUGGUGUCUUUAAGAAAUUCUGCGUUGCUAACACAGAGUCUAGCCAAUGAGAUGCAGAGUUUCGCUUCAGCAAUGCACCGCAACGCAAGUGCUGUGGCUGCUUAUGCCUCGCAGCUACGCAAUAAUGUUACUGGCUCUCUGCCCGACAAUUCACAGGCCAUAAACUCAAUCAGCGCCACUACAGCAUCGCUAUUCACGCAGAUUACCAGCCUCAACAGUCUGAUUACGUCAUCAACCCGUGAAUUGAAUGGAGUCGAGCAGCAAAUCUCGACUCGCAAGCAAACCAACUCGAUUUUGGAUUCCCGUAUAUCGACCACAGAAAGAAGACUUGAGGCAGUAAAAUCCUCAGUUUCAUCAGCCUCGUCUACAUCAGCAUCUGCAAUAGCAUCUGCUCUUAAUACUGAAAGAGAGGCUGUCAGUAUACUGAAUACAGUGCGAAAUUUUCAAGCUGUAUCACAGCAAGCAGCUGCUGAUGCUGCGAGUGCAUUAGCAAAGGUCAGUACUGCUACGGCUGUCGUUUAUUCUGCUAAUAAUUCGACUAUUGGCAUCAACAACAAGAUUUCGCCUAUUCAGAUCACAGCCAGCCAAGCUGUGGCCGUUUCAUCUCAAGCCAACCAAGUCGCUCAGGCAGAAAAACAGGCCCUUGACCCAGUUUACCAAAGUGCGCUGAAAUUGAAAAACGAAACAAGUGCCGCACUUACUGUGAUACAGAGCCUCAACGUCCAGCAAUACAUCGAUACAAACGUUGCGCCUUUGCUUACGAGAUGCCGUAACUACACUACCGAAUCGAUCAGCCUUUCAAACAACGUCGUUUCAGCUUCCACUCAGUCGCAAUUGUCCUUGCAAACAGCUCAGUCGCUGGCCACGUCAAUCGUAAAUAUAUCUGUUGCAUUAUCUUUCAUACCAUCCAUAGAUUCGCAACAACUUACGCCAAUUUACGACAACAUGUUGCGCGUACGGCAAGGGUUCUCUGCUCUUGAUCUUUCAAAUGAUUUAUCAAUCCUCCGCAGUGGUAUUGCCUCAGUUAGUCUCAAGAUACUGGACUAUCGCUCUAAAAUAACUUCACUCAAGUUUUCCAUAAAUGCCUAUAAAACACUGUACGAUACUGUAAAUAGUUUAACUUGCAAUGUUCCUUCUCAAAUACCGUAGAGGUAGAAAACUAAAAUAAAUAUCAACAUUGAUUAAUUUUAGUCAGACUCUUCCAUUGUUCCUAUCACAAGGGUGUCAAACAACUGUAAAAGUGCCAAAACGAAUGCAUGGUCCAAAUCACGGACCAAACAUAACAAAAACUGACUUUAAUUCAAACGGCAAUUUUGAAUUCGGAUGAAGAAACUGCAAUUAACAUUUCCAAUAGAAGACAGUCACAAUAAAUGAACAGAUUGAGUAAAAGUAGCAAGAUAAGGGAACUUUUGUAUAAUAGGUAGUGAGCAAUAUAUACCGAAGAUGUUAUGGUUGGGGCAUAUAGUCAAGAGCUCAAGAGCUGGGCGGGUGGAUGUGGCCGGAUUUCGUCUUGUGUUUGACACCCUUGAACGCUAGUAUUUCAACUUACAAGGGUUCUUAAGCUCACAUUUGUGUUUCUUAUAACAUAAAUAGUUAUUUGAUAAAUGGUUAUAAUCCUUAAAUAUUCAAAAUAUUUAAUGGCCUAAAGAUCUUUUUGUUGAGUCAAUAAUCAAGAUUACAAUAACUGCAAUUAAAGUUCCACCCUUUAAAAAUUGAAAUUCAUCAACUGUUAACUACGAAUAGCUUUAUUUACUCGGUUUAUUCCUACAAAACAUCUUUCCAUAAAAUAGAACCUUUAUGUAUUGUUUCUUUUCAUUGUAACUUGUAUAGAUAAAUAUGGUAUUGCAAUGCAGUGUAGUUCCUAAAAUAACCAUGGCUAGAACUUUAUAUCAACUAAUUUUACCUAAAGACGUAUAGAUGUAUUUGCAAAGGGGGAUACUCCUCUUAGAUU
Molecule: messenger RNA, 7937 nt
Organism: Rhopilema esculentum
Lineage: Eukaryota; Metazoa; Cnidaria; Scyphozoa; Rhizostomeae; Rhizostomatidae
Product: laminin subunit beta-2
Biological process (GO): axon guidance; animal organ morphogenesis; tissue development
Cellular component (GO): basement membrane
Molecular function (GO): extracellular matrix structural constituent
Source: RefSeq, a predicted model, not a curated record